Ochotona princeps (American pika) is the source of this 771-nucleotide messenger RNA. RefSeq names its product heme binding protein 1 (gene HEBP1). Lineage: Eukaryota; Metazoa; Chordata; Mammalia; Lagomorpha; Ochotonidae. The transcript is spliced from 4 exons. The coding region runs from base 105 to 674 and encodes 189 amino acids. The record is from RefSeq and is a predicted model, not a curated record.
UCGCCCCGCCAUCCUCAGCCGCCCUGCUCACCCUGCAGGCCGCGCCUGCCCUCCGCUCCUGCACCCCGCAGCUGUCGGUGCCUCCACAGUGCCCAGGCGACAACAUGUUGGGCAUGAUCAGGAACUCCCUGUUCGGGAGCGUAGAGACAUGGCCUUGGCAGGUGCUGAGCAAAGGGGACAAGAAAGACAUCUCCUAUGAAGAAAGAGCCUGUGAAGGGGGGAAGUUCGCCACAGUGGAAGUGACGGACAAGCCUGUGGACGAGGCUCUCCGGGAAGCAAUGCCCAAAGUCAUGAAGUAUGUGGGAGGCACCAAUGACAAAGGAAUCGGGAUGGGGUUGACAGUCCCUAUUUCCUUUGCUGUGUUCCCCAGUGAAGAUGGCUCCCUACAGAAGAAACUGAAAGUCUGGUUCCGGAUUCCAAACCAGUUUCAGAGCAACCCACCCUCCCCCAGUGAUGAGAGCAUCAGGAUCGAGGAGCGGGAAAGCAUCACCGUCUAUUCCACGCAAUUUGGCGGUUAUGCCAAGGAAGCAGAUUACGUGGCACACGCCUCCCAACUGCGUGCCGCCCUCGAGGGCACAGCCACCUACCGGAGCGACAUCUACUUCUGCACUGGCUAUGACCCUCCCAUGAAGCCCUACGGACGUCGUAAUGAGGUCUGGCUUGUGAAGACAUGAGUGGUUCAUGCAGCUUGGAACUUGCUGGAAGCUUCUGGGUGUUUCCUUACCCUGGGGUGGGGAAAAGAGUGGGAGAUGCUUCCCAAAUUCAAGCCAA